GUGAGAAGGAUGGGAAAACUAGGAAAGGAGAUUGUUAUGACUGAAGAAGAGAAGGAGAAGCAUGCAGAGAGCCUAAAGAUAGGGAGGAAGCUGUGUAGACUGCGGCAGUGUAGAGAAUCUAAGAAUCUGGUCGCAGUUGGUGGAAAGGAGUUGGAUCUACAGAUUUGGGAUUUAGACAAGAGUAUUCAGGAGCCAAUCUUCAGAGCUAAAAACGUAAGACCAGAUUUCCUACAAAUGAGGGUACCCGUGUGGAUAUCAGACCUCACCUUUCUAACAGUAUCUAGUGUUGCAACAUGCUCAAGAUAUGGACAUAUCAGGAAGUACGAUAUAAAAUCUUCGCAACGACGACCAACCGUUGAGCUGAUCUGGACGGAAAAGGACGAUGCUUUCAACUGUACAACAAUAUGUACUGUCAAUGAAAACCAGGUUUUAGUUGGAACAGCAACAGGGAAAUUAGGACUUUGGGACUUCAGGGUUGGGGCUGGAUUUAAAGGACUGAUCCGGAAGUACAAGGGCUGUACUGGUGCUAUCAGAGAAAUUACAAGUCCUGUUGGGAGUGAGUACUUUAGUGUGGUGGGAUUAGACAGACAUCUCAGAGUUUAUAAGAUUAAAGAACAAAAACCGGUUUACACCACCUACCUAAAGUCCAAACUGACCGGGGUUCUGAUGGCCUCAAACUUUGACCCCGAGGUCACUGCCGAGGCUAAGGCAGAGAAGGUGCCCGGGGUUGAGAAGGUCGAAGAGGAAGAUGACGAUGAGUUGAAAAUAAUCGACGAACCUGAGGAUACCGGUACUCAGCCUGAGGACUACACUGUGUCCGUAGCCAACACAAAACUUGAAAACCUUCUUUCUCUCUCGGAGUCGAAUUACAAGGACAAAUCUCAUCCAUUCUACGAGUUCUUUAAGGACUCAAAGAAGCAGCGUAAACUCCUCAAGACCACGGAGUCAGAAGAAGAGAGGGAACAGGCACUUGUAAUAAUCCGCAAACAGUUUGAGAAUUUCCAGUUAGCGCAUUCCAGGAACGGUCUUCAGCCGGCAAAGAAGCGGAAAUUAAAUUGAUUAUUUUCAG
Eurytemora carolleeae is the source of this 1069-nucleotide messenger RNA. RefSeq names its product WD repeat-containing protein 74. Gene Ontology annotation, biological process: ribosomal large subunit biogenesis. The record is from RefSeq and is a predicted model, not a curated record. Gene Ontology annotation, molecular function: protein binding. Gene Ontology annotation, cellular component: nucleolus; preribosome, large subunit precursor. Lineage: Eukaryota; Metazoa; Arthropoda; Copepoda; Calanoida; Temoridae.